UUUGGACUUUGCGAAACUUAGAAGCUUCGAGCCGAAUCAUGAAGAGAAGGAAGAGAGGAGCAAGCAAAUUGAGUAAGCAAACGAGGAAGGGAAAGAAAGUUUUCGUUCCAGAUAUUUCUGAUGGAAUUGGAAUAGCAGGAACCAGCAAGGACAAAGUAAUGACUCCGUUAAUUUCAUCUUCUCAACGUGAUAAUAAUGAUGAAAGGCAAUCCGUGAUAUUCAGAACCAUCAUAAGAGGUUCUCGAAACCAAAAUGAUUUACGAUUUAGUCCGGAUUCCAGAGGUCACCAAUGUACUGCAAUCGCGGCAGUUGCAUUGGCUUAUAGCAAACUUCUCCCCUUCAAUGCUUGGUGCACUGCGAUCAUAGAUAAUAUUAUGGAUUACGGGGAUAAAUUAUAUUUAAAAUCAAUUUUUUCGCGGAAUUUACCCAUUUUUAAUCAUUUGUUAGUUGUGGAGGUGUUUCCAAAGUUCAAAAUCAAUAACGUUUGUUUUUCAUUGCAUAUAAAUGAGGAAGAUUCAGUUGUGGGUCAUAUAAACAUUGAAAAUCAUGAAGAAUUCGAUAUUCCGUUAGCGCAAGGUCUACCACAGGUUUUUCGAAAUUAUACUUCCGCUAUAUUUACGUCUGGGGAAUUAUCUACCUGUAUAGGAAAAAUAGCGAACUCCUAUUAUCUAUUUGAUUCUCACAGUCGUGGGGCGAACGGUGAAUGUAUAGAAGAGGAAGGUAAAGCAUGCUUGCUCAGCUUCAAUAAUCUCCAAUAUUUAUUGAAUUAUUUAUUGCAAAAUUAUUCUCCUGUUCUGCUCUACAAUUUGACUCCGAUAGAGGUGCGAAUGGUUUCUGUGGAUAAUUUGUCAGAUGGAGACCAGUAUUAUUUACUGGAGGAAUACGAUUCCUCCUCAUUUGGAGUCGUUCCAUCUGAAAGAAUAUCUACAAAAGCAGUUUUGUCAUCGAUGAUAUCGGAAAAUUGCGAAGUUGGACAGGACGAUAAUUACGAAACGGAAACCCCUACGUCUGUUGUGUGUGAUGUCGCUGAACAUCAGGAGGACACGCCUGCCCAUUACCUUGAGGCGCUUAGUAGUGAGUGCUCUUUCUGUGGAGCUCUAUUUUUUCGCACCGAGAAUAUGAUUUGCUGCAAAAGAGGCGCAGUGAGCCUUCCGGUGAGUGCCGCUUAUCCGGACCUGCUGAAGGCUUUGAUCAUGAACAACCACCCUCAAUCGAAGAACUUCAUACAACAUAUAAGAAGUUACAACACGCUGCUCGCCCUUGGCUCCACUACAAUCGUUCAAAGAGAAGGUUUGGCGAGAGGAGCCCCUGUUGUUGUGGUCUCAGGACAGAUAUACCACCGAGUAGGCGAUGUUUGUCCAUCCGAUCCAGCAUUUGGAUCGCUGUAUUUCGUGGAUUCAGGAGAAGCCACGAAGAAGAGGGCAUCAAAAGGAGUUGGAGACGGUUGCAACCCCCGAUUAUUAGGGCAAAUAGAUGCUCUGCUGAGGGAAACUCACCCAUACGCCCAAAUGUACUCUACCCUAGGUCAAGUGGUUCGUGACACACGACGAACCAGUGGUAACGAUUCCGUUCCGCAACUUGGCCUAUAUUUCCACCAACAACCAGGAACCAACAGGAAGGUCUACGCGGCACCUUCCACUUCCACCGAAAUCGGCGCUAUUUUUCGUACAGUCGACGGGGAUAUACCUCCACCAGGCACAGUUCGUGUGAAUUUAAUAAGUACAAGUAAUAGUUUCCAAAUUAAGGAUAUCCCAAAAUUGUCUCCAAUUGUUGAUGCUCUCUGUUAUCCAUUACUUUUCCCUAACGGAGAAUUGGGAUGGUCGACUGGGUUGCAGAAAACAAUUGGAAAUAAACGGAUUUCAAAAUUAGAAUUCGAGUGCUACCGUCUGAUGAUUCGUGCAAAUCAUUUUAACCCGAUCCUUCUUUCUGGGCGCUUGGCUCAACAGUUCAUCGUUGACAAAUACGUUGAGUUAGAAGGUUUCCGAUUAAAUUUUUUGCGAACACAUCAGAAGGAAUUACGCGUCGAGAGCUACGUCGGGCUCCAAGAUUAUAUUGCGCGAAGAACGGUAGUGGAACCAGACGGUGGUGAAAGAAUAGGUAGAGUUACUAUCCUACCGAGUUCGUUCAUCGGAGGGGCACGUUUCAUGCAGCAAAAUUAUCAAGAUGCAAUGGCCAUUGUAGCAAAAUAUGGCAGACCCUCCCUUUUCGUCACUUUCACCUGUAACCCCAACUGGCGUGAGAUCACUGAAAAUAUGGGAAGUAAACUGUUGAAUCCUCAGGAUAGACCGGAACUAAUCGCGCGAGUGUUCGAUUUAAAAAGGAGGGCAUUUUUCGAGGAUAUAUUGAAAUUCAAAAUUUUCGGUGAUGUCAUCGCUUACGUUUACGUUAUAGAAUUUCAAAAACGCGGUCUUCCUCAUAUGCACUGCCUUCUGACUUUGGCAGAUGAAUAUAAACUGCGAAAUUCUGAGGAUGUAGACAAGCUGAUUUGCGCCGAGCUACCAGCCGAAAACACCCGGCUUUUUGAUAUUAUAAUGUCCACCAUGAUUCACGGACCCUGUGGUGAUCGCGCACCGGAUCCUCCAUGUAUGGUCGACGGACAGUGCACCAAGCAUUAUCCCAAAGAGUUUUCGGAAAUUACCAAAAUUAAUUGUGCGUUGCCCGUAUAUAGGCGAAGAAAUGACGGUCGCACCGCGAUAUUCAAAAGAAACAAAGGAAUGUGUGUGAUAGAUAACAGAGACGUAGUUCCGUAUAAUCCAUAUUUAUCCAUGAAAUAUCAAUCUCAUAUAAACGUGGAAGUUAUAACUUCAGUAGGAGCUAUCAAAUAUGUUUUCAAAUACAUAAAUAAAGGUCCCGAUGCUGCCGUUCUUCAGUUGCGAAAUGAGGUCGUUUGGGACGAAAUCCAAGCAUUCAUUGAUUCCCGCUACAUCUCUUCCGGUGAAUCAGCUUGGAGAUUGUUGUCUUUCCAUAUUCAAGACAAAAGUCAUACAAUCUAUAGGUUACCCGUCCAUUUGCCUGGAGAACGUGAGGUAUAUUUUGAAGAAGGGGAAGAGAUGACAGCGUUACAACGUUCAAAACUCAGUCGUUUGGAGGCGUAUUUCGAACUUAAUGUGAACGAUCCUAGCGCACGUGAAUGGAAGUAUUGUGAAAUACCUCUCCUUUAUUCUUUUAAUGCCACCCAACAUCGCUGGGUUAGACGUUUGAGAAAACGAUCUGUAAUACCUAGGAUGUACACUAUAAGUCCGAAGUACAUAGAAAAGUUUAAUUUGCGUAUUUUGCUCCUUCACGUUCCAGGAGCAAAAUCUUUUAAUGAUUUAAAAUCCUUCGGCGGCACAUUAUAUUCUACGUUUAAAGAAGCGGUACUGGCCAGAAAUCUGAUAGCGUCAGAUUCGGAGUGGUUCAGAACUCUGGAACACGCAGCCCUGGUAGAAAUGCCCGGGUGUAUGCGGAAAUUAUUCGCGUACAUGCUGUGUUUCUGUGAGAUCGGCGAACCACUGUCACUUUGGAAUGAGUUCAAGCGAUUCAUGAUAGAGGAUUAUGUGAGGAAAGGUAUCUCAGAAUGCCAAUCUGAAGAUUGCGCUCUGCGUAGAAUCGAGAAGACAUUACGUUUUCUGGGAAAAACUCUCAGAGACUUUAAUCUGCCGGAGCCGACCUCAAGUUCGGGAGUCAACGUUACCAACACCAACGACGACGAUGAGAAUUCGAGAACGGAGUCGUCAGAUUCAAGUCUUGGGAGUUUGAACCAGGAACAACGCAAUGUGUUCAACAAAAUCAUUUCUGCGGUCGAGUCAGCGGCGUUAGGUGUAGAUAGAUAUUUCUAUCUCCAAGGCAGUGGUGGUACGGGAAAGACUCAUCUGUACAACACGUUGCUGGAAUAUUGCGAGGAACGGCAUAUACCAACUCUUGCCGUAGCCUUCACUGGGAUAGCUGCGUUAUUGCUCAGAAACGGAAGAACGGUCCAUUCGACGUUCAGGUUGCCAUUACAUCUGAAUGCAUCUUCCCGCUCCUCUAUAACGGCACAAUCCCAGGAGGCUGACCACUUGAGAAAAAUUCGGCUUAUAAUUUGGGACGAAGUCUCUAUGGCCAGUUACCAUGUCCUUAAUAUUUUGGACGAUCUACUUCGAGAUGUAUGUAUGGACCCCCGGCCUUUCGGAGGUAAAUGCAUACUACUUGGAGGAGAUGUUAAACAGCUACUUCCAGUAGCUUCUGGUCGUGUAGAACAAAUCGAGCUCUUUUUCACAAAUUAUAGGUUCUGGAAAGUUUUUCAAGUGGUCCAUCUGAUGACCAAUAUGCGUGUAAAUGCAGGUGGGGAGGAUUUCACCCGGUGGCUAGAAGAUCUGGGCAGGGGUACCACCAACACCCAAAUCGUCAAAGACAAGGACACAAAAGAUGGUGAUUUUGUUAAUCUGCCAGAUCGUUGUCUGACGGUUGAUGUUGUUAGAGAGAUUUACGGACAGCUUCACGCUCUUACACCACAGCAACUCGCACAGCGAGCUAUUCUCUGUCCCAAGAAUGAACAUUGUAAUUUACUCAAUGACAAAAUUCUCGAAUCGUUUCCCGGAAAGACCUUCGUUAUUCACAGUAACGAUAGCGUGGCUUCGGGUGAUGAAGACGAGGUGGCAAACUUUCCGGAAGAAUAUUUGAGCAGCAUAACACCAAGCGGAAUGCCUCAUCACAAACUCAAACUCAAAGUAGGUGUACCGGUUAUACUUCUUCGAAAUUUAUGUCUUGAAGAUGGAUUGAUUAACGGUACACGACUACUGGUGUUAGCUGUGACAGAUAUGUUGAUAACAGCCGAGAUCGUCACCGGCCGUUUUUGCGGGAGAAGAGUUCUCAUUCCUAGAAUGGAUCUAACUUCUUCCGACCAAAACUUGCCGUUUGUACUGAAAAGACGAUAA
Molecule: messenger RNA, 4895 nt
Organism: Coccinella septempunctata (seven-spotted ladybird)
Lineage: Eukaryota; Metazoa; Arthropoda; Insecta; Coleoptera; Coccinellidae
Exons: 3
Coding region: 39-4895 (1618 amino acids)
Biological process (GO): DNA repair; telomere maintenance
Molecular function (GO): DNA helicase activity
Source: RefSeq, a predicted model, not a curated record